Glycine soja is the source of this 2251-nucleotide messenger RNA. RefSeq names its product protein PHOSPHATE STARVATION RESPONSE 1-like. The record is from RefSeq and is a predicted model, not a curated record. Gene Ontology annotation, molecular function: DNA-binding transcription factor activity; DNA binding. The transcript has 9 exons. Bases 399 to 1844 code for a protein of 481 amino acids. Lineage: Eukaryota; Viridiplantae; Streptophyta; Magnoliopsida; Fabales; Fabaceae.
UAAUCAUCGCUACCACACCACCUCAAACAAAGUCGUACGUUAGAAACAUUAUUACAUUGGGGAAUGUACAUGGUACCUGGUACUGCAACAGGAUCAUCACCAAUCCAAUCACCGAUAGUGAGCUUCACGCGCCACCUUGGCGCGUAGGGUUGCCAGCUGCUAUUCCUCCAACCAAAAGGAGCCAAAGCCAAAGCCCAUUCGUUCGUCACCGUUCUGUUCACUCUCGCGAGCACCCACCCAACCUUCUUCGCCUUGCCGGUGAUGGAAUUAAAAGCACCCGCCCUAUUCUGCAUCCAAUUCUUGAGCUUCACGUGAACCCCUUUUCGGAUUGAUGACAACUUGUUUGGUUUGGGCAUCAAGAACAAAAAACAAGCUUUGUAGAAUUUUACUGGAAAAUUAUGGAAGCACAUUCUGCUUUCUCUAUUGAAAGGUCAAAUGCUAAUGACAUGGGGAUGUCUGAAGUAUUUCCUUCAUCGUUGCCUGUCCUUCCAUCGCCUCUAGAAGAGACAUUCCCCAAAUUAUCUGAUUCUCGACCAGCUUUUAUGGAAAAAGAACUUAAAACAAAACCUUUUACACAUUCAAGUCAUUUAACUUCCAGCGGAGCAGUUGGGCAUAUGUUUUCAUCUUCUCCUGGAUAUUCAACUGAUCUUCAUCACUCAUCCUUUUCAUCUUAUGAAAAACAACCUAGAAAUACUCAUUUUAUUUCACAACCAUUGGGUAACAUGGCUUCAUUGCCAUUAUCUUAUUCUUCAAAUAGUGAACCAAUACCUUCUACAACGUCAACCCCUUAUUCCAAUGGAAACAGUGUUUCCUGGCAUACAGAUUCUCUGCCUAGCUUUCUUGAUUUCACAGCCAAUACCUCCGUUGAUAAUAGUCAAGUAGAAAACCGUGCCUGCAAUAUCAUGGCAACUGAAGAGUAUUCUAAGCGAAAUGAUUGGCAGGAGUGGGCUGACCAAUUAAUCAGUGAUGUUGAUCCUUUGACUUCUAACUGGAAUGAUCUUCUUGCUGACAACAUUCAAGAUCUGGAACCAAAGGUCACAAAAUCAUCUUCACAACUUCCAAUAGAACACCAAUCUCAAAGCCAUCAACAACUUUGUGCUUCAUCUGGAGAAAAUCGUGUUGGUGUUGCCCCAACUUCCUCAGCAAAUUCUGCACCUGCCAAGCCACGGAUGCGCUGGACACCUGAGCUUCAUGAGGCAUUUGUGGAGGCUGUCAACCAACUUGGUGGGAGUGAAAGAGCUACCCCUAAAGGUGUGCUGAAGCUCAUGAAAGUUGAAGGAUUAACUAUAUACCAUGUUAAAAGCCACCUACAGAAAUACAGGACAGCUAGAUAUAGACCUGAGUCAUCUGAAGGAGCUGCAGAGAAAAAUCUAAGUCGAAUCGAAGAGAUGUCAUCUCUAGAUUUGAAAACUGGUAUUGAGAUCACUGAAGCUCUGAGGUUGCAGAUGGAGGUUCAGAAGCGGUUGCAUGAACAGCUUGAGAUUCAAAGAAAUCUACAGUUGCGAAUAGAAGAACAAGGAAGGUACCUUCAGAUGAUGUUUGAGAAGCAGUGCAAACCUGGCAUUGAAACAUUUAAGGCAUCAUCAUCUGUCAUCGAGAGUCAAUCUGGAGUGUCUUCUGAUGCCAUCAAAGAUUCUCCAGCCAAAACUGAAUCAGAAACCAUCAAGGUGGACCACUGCAAGUCAGGAGCUGAUCUGGCUAAUGGCAGUACCACAGUUGAGGAAAGCUCAUUGGAAGUGGCUGAGAAGCAGGAUGCUCCUGAAAUUCAAGCUUCCGACAAUCCUGAGCAACAUGCUAGUGAAGAUAGUGGUAAUGCCUCAAAGCGUCCAAGGACAGAGGAGUAAGCCAUAUGAUCUACUGAAUCAGCAUUGAACUGACAAGACGAUACCAAUUCAUUUAAGAUUUCUAUUUAGUAAGGAAGACUUGGUAGAUCCAUAACUUGAGUUUCCCCUAACCUGUUGUGAUCAAUGAGGACUUGCAUAUGUAUGUCAUUGUGUUACAAAAAUGAUGAGUCAAUUUUUGGACCAUGAGGUUCUUCGAACUUCUUAUUUAGCAUCCUUGUUAGGAUGAGAUUCUAGUGUACAGUACAGAUAAUGACUACAUCUCAAAUCAUAAGUGAGGAAUGAAUUAGGACAGUAUCUUUCCAAAUACUACCACCCAAAAUUCUAUGUUAGUACGUACAUCUCAAUAUGAAUUGUUUAUUUUAACUGUACCGGAAUAAUAAAAAGAAGGGCACAAUUCUAGUUCUCAA